Molecule: messenger RNA, 2326 nt
Organism: Molossus molossus (Pallas's mastiff bat)
Lineage: Eukaryota; Metazoa; Chordata; Mammalia; Chiroptera; Molossidae
Gene: ETNK2
Product: ethanolamine kinase 2
Exons: 8
Coding region: 184-1344 (386 amino acids)
Biological process (GO): phosphatidylethanolamine biosynthetic process
Cellular component (GO): cytoplasm
Molecular function (GO): ethanolamine kinase activity
Source: RefSeq, a predicted model, not a curated record
GCGGCCGGCCCCGGCGUUCCCGGGUCGGCUUGGGGCGGCGGGCUGCAAGCAGGCGAGCGCGGCGGGCAGGGGCCCCCGAGUCAUGGCCUGACCCCGGCCCCUCCCCCACUCCGCCGCCCCCCGAGCCGGCCCCCCCGCGGGGCUAGCGUGCGCGCGGCGGCUCCGAGGGGGCGGCCGCUGGGAAUGGCUGCGCCCCCUCCGGCUCCCGUGCCGCGCUCGCCCUUUUACCUGAGGAGGCCGGCGCCCGGCCCGCAGUGCUCAUGGGGCAUGGAGGAGAGAGCGGCGGCGGGCGCGCGCUGCCGGGAGCCGCCGGGCCCCCUGCGGGCCGCCGCGGUCCCCUGCUUCGGGAUCUCCGUGCACCAGGACGACAUCCUGCCCGGCGCCCUGCGCCUCAUCCGGGAGCUGCGACCGCACUGGGAGCCCGAGCAAGUUCGGACCAAGCGCUUCACUGAUGGCAUCACCAACAAGCUGGUGGCUUGCUACGUGGAGGAGGACAUGCGGGACUGUGUGCUGGUCCGGGUGUACGGGGAGCGGACGGAGUUGCUGGUAGACCGGGAGAACGAGGUCAGAAACUUCCAGCUGCUGCGAGCACACGGCUGUGCCCCCAAACUCUACUGCACCUUCCAGAAUGGGCUGUGCUAUGAGUACAUGCAGGGCAUGGCCCUGGGGCCUGAGCACAUCCGUGAGCCCCGACUCUUCAGGCUCAUCGCCUUGGAAAUGGCAAAGAUUCACACCAUCCACACCAACGGCAGCCUGCCCAAGCCCACCCUCUGGCACAAGAUGCACACCUACUUCACGCUUGUGAAGAACGAGAUCAGCCCCAGCCUUUCUGCAGAUGUCCCGAAGACAGAGGUGUUGGAACAGGAGCUCGCUUGGCUGAAGGAGCACCUGUCCCAGUUGGACUCCCCUGUGGUGUUUUGUCACAACGACCUGCUCUGCAAGAAUAUCAUCUAUGACAGCACCAAAGGUCACGUACGGUUCAUCGACUAUGAAUAUGCCGGCUACAACUACCAGGCUUUUGACAUUGGCAACCAUUUCAAUGAGUUUGCAGGUGUGAACGAAGUCGAUUACUGCCGGUACCCUGCAAGGGAGACCCAGCUGCAGUGGCUGCGCUACUACCUGCAGGCGCAGAAGGGGAUGGCCGUGACCUCCAGGGAGGUGGAGAGGCUCUAUGUGCAAGUCAACAAGUUUGCCCUGGCUUCUCACUUCUUCUGGGCCCUCUGGGCCCUCAUCCAGAACCAGUUCUCCACCAUCGACUUCGAUUUCCUCAGGUACGCGGUGAUCCGAUUCAACCAGUACUUCAAGGUGAAGCCUCAAGUGUCUGCCUUGGAGAUGCCAAAGUGACCAGCUUCCCCCUCCCUCCGUCCCCUCUCCAUCUGCCUGGCAGGCUGGUUCUCCGGGGCUCGGUUCUGCUCUGGGGUCUGUCUCUACCCUUGGACAAGGUGGGAGAGGGGACAGGUGGGUAUCCAGGGAGAUGACUCUGCCAGCCCCCAGUAGGUGCUGCUGUGACCACAUUGUCUUGUUUAGAGGGGCUGAUGGGCCUAGCUCUAGGGGUCCUCUUUACUGGACCAGACUUGCAGUCAGCCAGAGCUCAGACCACACCACCCCUGGGAAGCCCAGCAUUCUCAGCCCUAGGCCAGGCUGCAAUCAGUCGGGGCUGCCUUAGACAAGUUUGACCUUCCUGGCUUAGGAAGGGGGAAGGUGGGAGGGCUCCUUUCUACCUCUAGUGCCCUGAGCCUCCAGCCCAUCUCCCCAUGGGCCCCCUAUGGGAGGUGUUUAGCCCAAACUAGGACCACGCCAACUCUGACAGAUGGAUGUACCUAUCUUCGGGGGGUGGGGGGUCCUAGAAUUGGGUUUGACAGCUCCCUAGCAACUGCCUCAUCUGAGAUCCCUUUCUCCAAGCCAGAUCCAAUCAGUUAGCCCCUUCCCAAACCUCAGUCCAAGGACUCUGCUCUCCUCCUGUGCCCUCUGCUGGGAGAAGGCAAGGGGGUGGUGAUGUCCUGUGUCCAGAGCCUGGCUCUGCUUUGUGCUGUGCUGGGCCGGAGGAGACAGCGGCCGCACGCUUUCUUCCUCCCCCGGCCUUCCAGGCCUCACUUCCAAGGAUCUCUCUCCAUGUCCACCCACUUGGGAUUGACCAGUGGGAGUCAAGGAGCAGGGGCCAGGGACCAGGGCUUACCUGGCAUGUGAGAGCUGGGUAGGAUCUGUCUGAAGGUGCUGAGAUCAUUGUCUCUGACUCUCAACAGCCUCCACCUCCUUUCUGCCCUCACAGCCCCCCGGGGCCGCAAAGUGAUUCAUUUGUAAAUUAUCUUGAUUUUUCUGCAUUAAA